AUCGAUGUGCAUGAAUCUUUGUUGAUGUUCUUUUUAGCGUGGUAGACAUCUUGCUCUUUGGAAUUCUUGUAUAUUUAGGACGUAUUUACACACGUAUUUACGAUCGUUUAACAGUUUGCGAUUGUUAGCAUUUGACAGUGAAAGAUCAAAUAUUCCGAAGGAUUAAAGUUGUGCUCUGUGCUGAAUUCUUGUUGGAAUUUGGCGCGGAGUUUAAAUUCUUUUUUGAUAUACGAUAGUCAGACUGUGGAAACGUUUUAUAAAGGUUAUUCAGAGAGAAAAAUUCGAUGGGGGCCAUUUUUAUUUGUUUACGAGGUCCCUCGAGGAACGUUCAACGCACGAGGUAAAUGCAUUUCGUUCGAUAUACAUGUGCUCCGUGGACUUUUUACGAGGCAAGGACACCACGAUAUCGGAGAAGAGAUCGAAAAUCUGAAAGUCGUUCGUGCACCGUAUCCAUACUGUUGCUGUAAUCAAUAUAAACCAAUAACCAACCCGAAUUAACAAACGAUCGAAUCUCUUGUUUCCUAAUAGUGCAGAAUUUGAACACGUUAAAAUAGCAUGUAAACAUUCAAAUUGUACCUUACCGACCUAGCGAAUAAGUAUCGAUUGCAACAUUAUGUUGCGCAAAUUGUGAAAGACCUUGAACAUAGAUUGGUUUUCGAUCUUUGAUUUGAAACCUAUUUCGUUCGAUAAGUUUUUGACUAAUCAAUUAUGUACAUAAUAAGUUAACUACUUAAAUUGAAAUUAAUUACAUAAAUUAUCUAACAGUACGUCGCAUAAUUUAUAUACCGAUUCGAUAAAUCAUUUCAUAAUUAUUCGAGACACAGAAAAUCAUAAAAAUAUCGUAGAAAUAUUUCUGAUAAACAGAAAACGAAGUCAGAGUUGUUUCGGUAUUAAAUUAGAAUAUCUCAACGAGGUUAAUCGUAUCUUCGUUAAUGGCGGUACAGUCCGUAACCACGUACCUCACGAUCUACACCGGAUAAUAGUAUUAUGUUAGUAUUACGCAAUAGCGAAAAUUUCACUUUCCGCGGUACGGUCGCGCGCACAAGCGCCCCAAGAUAGCGAACCCGCUUGCACGUCGUGUAUGCGUUACCUUUGGAUACCGGCAUAGAUUUUUAUCGUUCGUUCGUGCUCUCGUCUCCUGUCUCUUUUCGAAGCUUUUUUACACCGUCUGACUCGAUCGCCGUGGCUUGCCCAACCGGUCUCUCUAUCAAAACGCGCGUGUACUUAGCCAUACAAGGACGAGCGUGUCGACGCGCGCAUGUUCCAUAGACUAUGAAUGAUGAUUUUCGAGUGGAAUAUACUUCUCGAUAUUUGAAACAAUGCGAUUUAGUAAUUUUAUUAUAUAUUGUUAUUAAAUCAAUUUUCGAUUUCUUCUAUUUGCAUGGGUGAAACAAGAAACGAAUAAUAAUAGGCUGUAAUGGAAAAAUUAUCCAAUUUAGAAAGAAAAUGAUAUUAUUUCGAAGAGUAUCUGACAUAAAAGAAAUUUAAUAGAUAUUUAUUACAAUAAAUUUAUAAAAAUGUUUAAAGCUCGAGAUGGCUUUUCCAGAGUCUCCAGAGUCGAUGACUAUUCAGAAAAUUUUUUAAUAAAUAAACUUUCCAUCUUCAACGAAAAUAAUUGGAUAUAUCGUAAGUAAUGUUCCGCUCUAAAGUCUUCGCUUUCUAUGUUUCAUUAACACUAUGCAUGAAAUUCGAGGUAUCACAAUGAAAGAAUUACACAACAGUUACGAACUUCGGUUGCGUAAUCGACGACCAUCUAUAAACUAGCUCGAUCGCGCGGAAAGGCUUAAAUGCAACUACGAACACCAUUCUUCCAUUUCUCAAACACCGCGGUUCGAUAACCGCGCAGAAAAAUAACCGAUACGAUUGGUUCGUAACAUUUUAUUGUCAACGGUUUACUGCGCAAUCUAGCGUCCAUUGUUCCGUAUAUCGUACGGAAGACUGGCUCGCCUCUUCGGUAAAACUCGUCGUCGUCGUCAUGAUGCAACGGAUAAAGAAGUGUAUCCUUGAAAUAGGCGCUUAAACGAUAGUAUGCUAGGAAGAAAAAUUAGAAUAUCAUCCUAAUCGUUAGAACGUAUAGUAUAUAGUAUAUAGACCGUCUUUCACGUUACAAUUAUAAAACUCGAAUUAGUUAUUUAUUAAUUAUUAUUAUUAUUAUUAUUAUUAAUUAUUAGUUAUUUAUUAAUUAAUUAUGCAUUAUAUAUUUAUAUAUCAGUUAGUUUCAUAAUUUUACGGUAUUAUUUUAACGAAAUUUUCAGAUUCCUUUGAAAUUUUAUCAAUAAAAUCGCGAUAAUCAUGUGUGAUAAUAGUGGCAGUAAGAUUUUCGAAAAUUUCCUACCUUUUAUUUUCUAUAUUAAGUUUUCAAAAACCUUGAAAUUCGCUGCAGGUUUCGAUUAUGAUUAACCUAAAUCCGUGUAUUUCAAAGUGUUUGUUUCAUAGCAUAUGCAUAACGCGGAAGGAACACUAUCUAACGUUUACGUUUUAUAUGCUGUUUAUUCUUACGCAAUCGGAAAGAAAAUAUCGGAGUACAUGAGUUCUUCGAUUAAUCGAUCAUACAUGGAGGAAUAUCGACCGGUUAUGAUUCCAAAUACGUAUUGUCUUCGUGGAAUGGAAUUACCUCAACGAACCACAGAUGCUUCAGAAUUUCUGCGUGCCUGACAUCGCCAAUUCGGACUCACGAUGUUGGAACCAGUUCUUGGAAUAUCGACGAUGAAUUUGUUGGUCGUCUUCGCGUUGAUAACAGUGGCAUCAGGAAAUCCGGGACUCCUUCGGGUUCCUAAAGUGUAUAACGCCGUGAUUACGAGUAAUCAAAACUUGUCCCCGUCCAGAGCGUAUCCAGUGAUUCAACCGAUAAUCCAUCGAACAGCGGUUGGAUACGUGCCACCGGUUUAUUACACGCAAGUAGCGCCUCAUCUUGCUGGACCAGAAGUCGUUCAUCUUCCUCAAAAUCCUCUAAAAUCGUACAAUCAGCCUGACGUGCAAGCCGAACCCACCGCUACCGUCGAACAAUCCAAACCAACCGACGCGAAGGAUAAAAUAGAAGCAACGAAUCCAAGUGCAGAAGAGAAUAAAGGUUUAAAGUCAGAACCUAAGAGCAAGAACGGGGAACAAGAACCUCUAAGCUUCUAUCCCAAUUAUCAAUCGUUAUACUACGAUCCCUAUUUUUACACGUACAGUGGAUUCAAUCCUCACCUGGUCCCAGGGACCUACUACGUCGACUAUCAACCCUAUGGCACUUUAGAACCUAUUCCAGCAACCACACCGAAGAACGGGUUCUCCGAACAUCUGCUUCCAGCUUACCACGAGGAGAAGAAGCUCGCUGCAAAAGAACAGAAAGAGAAAAUACCAGAUGUACCACCGCCACCCCUUCCGACAGCUGUGCCCAAAAGUUCCUGAAGUGGAACCCAUCCGACAAGAUUCUUCCAGUUACGUUUAUUCGCCGUCAUGGUCAGACUGAUUAUUUCAUAGUGUUUGGAGGAAACGAUGUAUUUUACGGACGAUGAAUGACGUUGAACCCUUUGCAACCGAAUUUUGUUUACUCGCGAGAAAAGCUUUCUUUAUUAUUUAUUGACCGUAGAAACACAUUUUUUUCUCGGUGGUUUUGUAAAAAGAACGUAUACGCCAAAACAGAGUAGUUUUACUGAGAACAAAUACAUUCGUCGUUUGGUCAAUUGAACCGUUCGGAAGUCACAACUGAACAACUUCAUCAAUUGCAAAGUACAGAUGUUAUAAAUUCUGUUUUUUCAAUUUAUCUUGGAAUUUAUUAUUCUCUGUGCCCUCUUCUUGCAAUGAAUGAACUUACGAAAGGAAGCCAUUUGGUUCUUGAGAAUCGAAUAUUAAUGGAAUAAAAUGAAGAAAUUAAUAGAGAAUGCGGUUGAUUAGUUUGACUUUUGACAGGCUUAAUUAAUGGAAUAUUAAUGCAAUAUCAGGAGCGAAAGGGUUAAGAAGGAACA
Messenger RNA from Bombus huntii, 3950 nucleotides. RefSeq lists its product as uncharacterized. The record is from RefSeq and is a predicted model, not a curated record. NCBI's taxonomy places the organism in Eukaryota, Metazoa, Arthropoda, Insecta, Hymenoptera, Apidae. The transcript is spliced from 3 exons. The coding region runs from base 2677 to 3393 and encodes 238 amino acids.